AUGCAGUCGCUGGAUGGGUCGCUCGUUUGGUUCGCGCGCUACAUGCGCCCGGACAUUGCCUUAGCAGCCCAUAAGGUGACACGACAGACGCACGUUCCGCGCGUGCUUGACUGGAGUUUGGCGAAGCGCAUCGCGUGCUAUCUCAAGGGGGUUGCAACGCUAAAUAUUACGAUGAAGCCUUCCCGAGGUGACAUCGCAGCGCCGCGACUUGACGCGUUCAGUUACGCCGACUUUGCGGGCGACAGGGCAGACAAAAAGUCGGUGACGGGCGGCAUGCUUCUACUGAACGGUAUGCCGGUAAGCUGGGGCGCGCGCAAGCAGGGUUGCUAUCGACGAUGGAUGCGGAUUUUAUGGUCGCCAGCGAGAUUGCGCGGGAAAUGCAAGAGGUGCGAGAGAGGCUAA
Peronospora matthiolae is the source of this 402-nucleotide messenger RNA. Lineage: Eukaryota; Oomycota; Peronosporomycetes; Peronosporales; Peronosporaceae. The record is from the annotation of a GenBank genome assembly.